Messenger RNA from Drosophila grimshawi, 3012 nucleotides. RefSeq lists its product as uncharacterized. The record is from RefSeq and is a predicted model, not a curated record. The transcript has 8 exons. Bases 916 to 2892 code for a protein of 658 amino acids. NCBI's taxonomy places the organism in Eukaryota, Metazoa, Arthropoda, Insecta, Diptera, Drosophilidae.
UCGUUUAAAAGACCGUGAAAAAAGCGCUGAGCGCGAAUUGUGCGCUGAAUUUAGCGGUAAAGCUGCACUUGCAGCAAUGACGGCAAACUGGAAAACGUAAACAAAGCUGAAACAAUUUUCAGACAACAACAACCACAACCACAACACAACAAGACUGACGACUACAGUUAACGCGGCGGAAGAAUACCAAUAGAGUAAUUCCGCGUGCCAAAAGAAGAAGCAGCAACAACAGCGGCAGACGUGGUGAAUGCAUUGCAAAAAAAAACCAACUUAACGAAGCCAGCAACUGAACGAACGUCGACAGCAUUGGCCUCGCCAUGAACUUGACUAGCUGGCACUGCGAGCGUCUCAGUCAGUUGUCGGUCAGACGCGCACGCAUGCGCACGUCACCAAAAUAUUUGAGCGUCUUUAAGCAGACGAUUUCUAACCGUUAAAGCCGUAGGCGUGUCUGUCGCGCGUGUACAAAUGAAGUAAUUGCAACUGAGCAACGCCUUGUUUGAGUUUCAAAAAUUUCAGUUUGGUUUGGCUUGGCCAACGCAAAUAGAAAAUGUGCUAAAUGCAGCACAGCAGCAACAGCGAAAUUGGCCAAAACACACAGCCACAAGUCAAAUAAAAAAGAAAGCACAGCACGCAUUGGCCAAAAGAAUUUGUGAAAAUCAAUAUUACAACAAAUUACUAAAAAAGAAAAAGAAAAGUAACAACAAAAGCUGAAAUUGUGUUUACGUGUUAAUCGGGUUUUGUACGCCGAAUUGAUUUCGCCCACAAAAGCGACAACUGUUGUUUAUUUGUUGUUGCUGGCUAACAAUCCCUUUCCCCGCAAUUAGCCCAGUUUAAUUUGGCAGCCAGUGAAGCGUAACCAAAUAAUAUAAAUAGUUGAAGACUGUUAAAUUACCCUUAAGGUGUAAAUUGUGGAAAAUGAAUAAAUUUACAGUUGGCAGUUGCAGUAACUGGACGCCGCACAUCCGUAAUUGGCCAACAAGUGAGAGCCAACACAGCAUAUCCUCAACGAGUCGAAAUAGAAAUCGCUGUCAGUCGAACAUGGCCAAUAAGUCGACCAACUGGCUGCCACUGCUGCUGGCCAUGCUCCUCUGCCCAAUCCAGUUCACCAACGUGGUCAACGCGGAUGAAGGCGCCUUGAGCACAACACCUUUAACACCUGAUAUUAGUACGCAAAUUGCAGAGACAACAGCAACAACAAAUGCACCCGAUGGGGAGGAAACGCAGGAGGAUUGGCAGCCACUUGUUAAUGCUACAGGGGCACCACCUCCGCCUCCGUCUCUGUCUUCAUCUCAGCCUCCCCGGCCGUCUCCUUCGCCUGUCAGGACAAAGAUGAGCGGCAGCGACUCGAUUCUAAUGCGAUUGGCACGCACCUUCUCCAGCGGCAACGAUCUCUGGGAUGGCAUCAUACGCGACUGCUAUAAGAGGCCAGACAUGUCCUGUUUCCAGAAAAACGUCUACAGCUAUUUGGAUACAGCUCUGAGUACACAGGAUGUGAACAUAACACGGCGUUUGAAAUUCUACAAAAAUCAGGUGGAGUACGAACCGGAGCAACAGGAACAGGAAACGCCAAAUGAAGCACGUUCCGCCGGUCCGGAAACUCCCAUCGAGGAAGUCUCGAAUGCGUUUUAUGACAAAACAAUUAAGUUCGCAAUGACACACGAUGUGGAACUUGAUCUGCCGGAGAUCGUUUUCAACGGUGCCACAUUUCGGAUCUCGCCCCGGUCCAUCGAAGGCAAUGGGGUCAUUGCCAAACUGGAGUUGAUACCCAAGCAGCUGGUCGAGGCUCGACUGGCCGGCACCAUGAUCAAGAAGAAGAUACACAAAUUUCUACGUAACAAAUUGCUGCUGUCAUUCAUUGCACUGGUGCUCAUUAUUAAGAUCAUCAAAAUCAAGUUAUUCUGGUUGUUACCGAUUGUGAUUGGUGUUGGGGCAGCCAAAAAGUUGCUGUUGAAAUUCCUGCUCUUCCUGUUCCCAGCCUUAUCGCAUUUGUUCAAACUAUGCUCGUAUUAUCAGCAAUCGUAUCACGGCACCAAAUAUCAUCAUCAUCACCAUCUGAUCAAUCAUCAUCAUACGGUGGUUCCGCCCUGGCACAGUGGUGAGCAACAUCAAUCGGUACCGGAACUCAUCUACACACAUCCACCCAAGGGACAUCCGUCGGCCUUUCUGCAUGGCGCACCUGUGCACGAGACUUAUGGUCCUAGGCCAGGACAUGAGCACUUUGAGGGCGCCUGGGAGAGCAGCGGUCCCGGCCUGGGCUCUGACUCAAGGCCAGCAUUUGGGCAACACAGUCCGGUCUAUGUGGCAGCCCCGGGUUAUGGACAGGGACAAGGACCUGGACCAGGACAGGGCCUUACAGCCGCAGCUCAGAUUGCCGCACAAUACGAGCCAGCGCGCAACAAUCAGCAACAACAGCAAAUCCAACAGCAACAACAACAACAACAAUUGGAGCAACAACUUUCGCCCGAACUGGCGGCACAGCUGAAGGAGGCCAUUCGGAUACAGGCUGAGCAGCGUCUGAUCCAACAACAGCAGCAAAUACUCGAACAUCAGCCGUUUGUGCAGGAUGGACAGCCAUUAUAUCCGCUUAACUACGAUCCAUUCUACAGUCCCAUAUUGUUGAAGAUUGAUAAAAUCAUUGAGCAGCUGGGCGUUAAAAAUGAAUUAUGCAAGGAGCGCAUCGUGUGCAGCAUGUACAAGGAUCCGGCCACAUAUAGUCCGCAUAGCAAUUUCAUAUCUGCUGAACUUAGUCGAGAUACCAGCGAACUGGAACCCGUAACGCAUGCGAAUGAGGCAGUGCGUCGCUUUUACCGUUUUAUACAGGCAGCCCGCGACGGCCAGGAUCAAAAGGAUUGCCAAACCCUCUAUCCACACUGCAAUACGCCGGCAAAGUGAUAAAUAUGAAAUUGCAUUGAGCUUCUACUCAAUCAAAUCCUUUCUGAGUCAACUUUUCCUUGUUAAAUCGAACUGUGAAUAUCCGAAUUAUUUAAACAUGUUAAGCAUACUAUAAUUGUU